Rhagoletis zephyria (snowberry fruit fly) is the source of this 1075-nucleotide messenger RNA. RefSeq lists its product as uncharacterized. The record is from RefSeq and is a predicted model, not a curated record. NCBI's taxonomy places the organism in Eukaryota, Metazoa, Arthropoda, Insecta, Diptera, Tephritidae.
CCAGCGUUGGCGACAGACGCGAGCGAUUCCAAACAACCGAUCAGCCAAGCGACCAAAAUUGAAGAAAUCUAUUCGACAAACUGAAACCAAACCGACUGAACAAUUUACAGUCCGCCGGGCCGUCGUUCAUUUAGUCGAUUGAUAAGCCAAUAAGCCGGUUAGUUAGUCGCGCGCACGCAGGCGUCGGCAUACACCUCCGCAAAUUCAUAUGCGGUCACAUUACUCGCGCAUAUCUGCUAUACAUAUAGAAAAACGUGCGGAGAUUUGCAGUUCAGCGGAUACCUCAACAAUUAUCUACUUAGUAUGUUUAACUGAUGGCUUAAAAAUGGUACACUCCAACGAAGAUGCUCUCAAUAAAAUUCCACUGAAAUCUGCUAGCGGCUUAGAUGAUGAGGAGAAAAAUGGUGGAGAAUUCACUAGUGAUACAGCGGUGGCGGAGGAGGCGAGACGCGAACAAAUGCGCGCGAACAUCCUCAAAUGGAUGAAAAAGUUAACGAUAGUACUCAUCUGCUUUAUCGGUGUGGCACUCAUCUCCUACGUUAUUAUCAGUCUAUGCUUUAGCGAUUGGUCUAAGACGUCAAAUGCACAAAGCAAAAACAGUACAGCCAUCGACAAUGAUACAUCCUUCGCUCUUCCCUCCAUCUCUAAUUAUUCUCUCUCGCCAGACGACGACAGCAACAGUAGUAAAAAUGGCGCGCUAGCGUCAAACUCAACAAGUGACGACAGUGCUGAAGGCAGCACAAUAGCCGAACUUACCACCACUACCAUCGCCACUGCAGCCGGCAGCAUCGCGAUAGCCGGCUUCAGUGAGUCAGCAGCAACACAGCCCACUGACGCCCUCACCGCCACCGUCAGCGCCGAGCCACCAACGGCGCCAAUAUCCACCUCGGCUACUAACAAUAUGCCCACCACAGCUCAAAAAACCGCCAGUAGCCAAGCGAAACCAACGAGAAAGGCGCUGGUGCUCAAGGAUACACCGCCAUUGAUAAAGGAGAAAUUCGUAUCGAAAUUGGGUGUUUAUGAGCAGGCGGCUGUGUGUUCAGAUCGCGAAGUUUGCAGCGAAAUUGGCAGGUGA